Messenger RNA from Pisolithus orientalis, 717 nucleotides. RefSeq lists its product as uncharacterized. The transcript has a single exon. The record is from RefSeq and is a predicted model, not a curated record. The annotation marks the transcript as partial. Lineage: Eukaryota; Fungi; Basidiomycota; Agaricomycetes; Boletales; Pisolithaceae.
AUGAAACUCAUCCGUACUGAAGUCUCGAGACACUUUCGGUUUGUGAUGCUUUCUCAUCGCUGGGGUGAAGGCGAGCCAUCAUUGCGCAACGUCGACGGCCACCCGAUAUAUGGUAUGUCAUCAAACGGCGGCUUCGGAAAGCUCCAAGCCUUCUGUCUUGUUGCCUGCGAGCGGGGUUACUUGUGGGCAUGGAGCGACACGUGCUGCAUAGACAAGGACAGCAGUGCGGAAGUGCAGGAAGCAAUAGGAUCAAUGUUUGUGUGGUACCGACGGUCUGCCCUGACCAUUGUGUACCUCUCUGACAUUCCUGAUACCGGUUCGUUUGGGAGCAGUGAGUGGUUCGGACGUGGGUGGACCCUCCAAGAACUACUGGCUCCUGGAAACAUACUGUUCUACACUCAGUCCUGGUCACUUUACAAGAAUCUCACGUCUUCGAACCAUAAAAAUGAUGCUACUGUGCUGGAAGAGUUGGAGAGGGUAACUGGAAUAGAGUCCCGGUCCCUCACCGACUUUUCCCCGGGUAUGGAUGACGCACGCUCAAGACUGCAAUGGGUGUCACUGCGUCGCACAACGCGGCCUGAGGAUAUUGCCUAUUCACUUUUCGGGAUCUUCAAUCUCCACCUGCCCAUUCUGUAUGGUGAAUCUGCUGAGAAUGCACUUGGCCGUCUCCUGGCCAAAAUCAUAUCACAGUCCGGAGACAUCUCGGUGCUGGAUUGG